AUGAAUGAAAGCAGUGAAAAGCUCAACAGUUCUCUCAUUCUUCCUUUCAGUAAGGACUAUGAGUUCUGUUCAAAUGGUGUGUAUUUCUAUUGUGGAAAGAUGGGUUCAGGUAAGACAUUUAACCUCAUUCGUCAUAUACUCAUAACAGAGCGUUUAGGAAACGACUCUUACUAUGACCAAAUCAUUAUAUCAGCAACUUCAGACUCUAUGGAUUCAACAGCGAAAACAUUUAUGUCAAAAGUUCAAGCCUCUGUCGUUAAAGUUCCAGAUAGCGAACUCAUUGAAUUUCUUCAACGUUACAUUCGACGUAAGAGAAAAUAUUAUGCUAUUGUAGAGUUCAUACAGUCAGGAAUGCAAAAGACUUCAGAAGAGAUGGAAAGAAUUAUUGACAAACACCACUUACGUCAAUACUCAGGAGUUUACGAUAUGAAACGACUGACAAACUACAUUCUAUCAAAACUUUCAAAAUACCCCUUCAAAAAGUAUCCUUCAAACACUCUGCUCGUUUGUGACGACUUCGCCGGAAAAGGUUUAGUGUCAAAAGCAGACUCACCAUUAGCUAACAUCAUAACUAAAGUCAGACAUUACCACUUAACU
Messenger RNA from Trichomonas vaginalis G3, 597 nucleotides. RefSeq lists its product as uncharacterized. The annotation marks the transcript as partial. The transcript has a single exon. The record is from RefSeq and is a predicted model, not a curated record. NCBI's taxonomy places the organism in Eukaryota, Parabasalia, Trichomonadida, Trichomonadidae.